AUGUCUUCAGCGAGAGUAGUCAACUCGAACAAACACCUAGAACGGGGGGGUCCGAAGUUUCACGUGACUGGGGAGAGGGAUUGGGUUUCUAAUUGGUUCCACAACUAUCGAAUGCGCAAUCGUAACCAUUCAACUAUGAAUCACUAUCAUCACAUGCGACAGAAUUCCUCUUCGAUCACCACAGAAUGUGAUAUGCACACCAUUGCCAAAUCUAAUGAAUCGAGCACCAAAGGGUCUAGCUCUUUUCCCUCUGAUCCGGAAGCACCGAAGAAUACUACCUUCUCUAUUCCUUCAGGGCUGCUUUCCAAUGGAUCUUCUUAUUUUCAAGAUACCCAUCACAAAAGCCACUCGUACCACUUUAAAAAGCAGCGGCGCAGCGCAUCUUCUACUUCACACCCCUCACCAUUGCAUCUCCAGAAUAUCGUGGCUGUAGAUAUCAGCAAAACAAAUAUUCAGCUUCAGCCUUCACCCAAUGAACCCUUGGAUUCUUCUUUGCCUGAUGAUACAAAGACCCUUAUCCCAAUGUCUUCUGGUUCUCGACAUGAACCCCCCUCCAAUUCCUACACUAUAGGACCGCGGCGUCGCAAAGGCAUUAACCCUCCUCGCAGACUAAUCUUCCCUUCUUAA
Messenger RNA from Protopolystoma xenopodis, 627 nucleotides. Lineage: Eukaryota; Metazoa; Platyhelminthes; Monogenea; Polystomatidea; Polystomatidae. The record is from the annotation of a GenBank genome assembly.